AUGGAGCAAUUCAGUCUCAGCGCAAUCCGCAUGAAGAUAAUGGAAAGCACCCCAAGCUAUCUUCAAGAGACCAUCUCCUCAGUCCAGCAACUCUCUACGUCAGAGAUGGCUCUAUAUAUCUCCUUGACUCUGGGGGCGUACGUGCUUCUUGUGCGCUCGCUUCGCCAUCGUCGAAUCAGGCAGCUUGAGGCCCAUUACAACUACCGUACUCGCGCCUCAAUGGCUCAAAUGACGGACCACGAAGCCUGGGAGAUUCAGCGAGCAAUGGCUCAGUACGAGUUCCCAUUCACCGUUGAGAAGAGUCUUCAAUUCGCGCUUUUCCGCACGUAUGGAAUCCCCACAAUCUCAAACACAUUGAUGAAAACAAAACAAUUCUCAAACAAUCUCUACUCCGGCAAACGCUACGUAGACACCUGCGUCCUAAUCGGCGAGUUCAUAGUCCAUGGCCCCGCCACAGUGCGCUCUCGAAUAGGACUCGCGCGCACAAAGUACUUGCAUAGCGGGUAUCGCAAAUCAGGCUCUGUCCGCGAGGAAGACAUGCUCUACACUCUUUCUCUCUUCGCAACGGAGCCCAUCCGUUUCGUGAAUCUAUACGAAUGGCGUGCCGCCACGGACCUGGAGCGUUGUGCCAUGGGCGUGUUUUGGAAAUCUGUCGGUGAUGCGUUGGGUAUUGACUAUGCUGCUUUCCUGCCUUCUGCAAAAGCAGCUGCGGAAGCUGGAGAAGGUUCCAAUGGAUACACGGAUGGAAUCCACUGGUUCGAUGAAAUCACGGCCUGGGCACAGGAAUAUGAAAAGAAAGCCAUGGUCCCCGCUCAGACGAACAGGGAUACCGCGGAUCAGACAACGGCCAUACUCACCUACGCCCUUCCGCGCCCACUCAAGUUUAUAGGGAACUGGUUCGUCUCCUCCAUGAUGGACGACCGUCUCCGCACCGCAAUGCUCUACCCGCGCGCGCCCCGGAUCGUAGAGAAUGUAUUCUGGCUCGCCUUUGAGGCACGCAAACUCUUCCUCCAGAACCUAUGUCUUCCUCGACCCGAGUUCAUGCGCCAUGUCGCCUUUACCGAGAAGCCGGAUACCCAAACGGGAGCGUAUCACGUCACCACCUGGACUGCUGAACCCUUCUAUGUCAAGCCCACGCUGUGGAAUAGAUGGUUGAGUCCAUCUGCUGUUGUGGCGCGUGUCCUGGGCUUCCCUUUGCCGGGUGAUCAGGGUGAUAAGUACUAUCCUCAGGGGUAUGACUUGGGUGACAUGGGCCCAAGGUCGUUCGAGGGUAAGGGCAAGGAGUAUUUGGAGCGGGAGAUGAAUAUAAUGGAGAAACAAAGGACGGGGCAGUGUCCUUUCAUGUAG
Messenger RNA from Talaromyces amestolkiae, 1347 nucleotides. RefSeq lists its product as uncharacterized. Lineage: Eukaryota; Fungi; Ascomycota; Eurotiomycetes; Eurotiales; Trichocomaceae. Bases 1 to 1347 code for a protein of 448 amino acids. The transcript has 2 exons. Gene Ontology annotation, molecular function: oxidoreductase activity. The record is from RefSeq and is a predicted model, not a curated record.